This is a messenger RNA of Coregonus clupeaformis (lake whitefish), 857 nucleotides long. RefSeq lists its product as uncharacterized. Bases 88 to 693 code for a protein of 201 amino acids. The record is from RefSeq and is a predicted model, not a curated record. The transcript has 9 exons. NCBI's taxonomy places the organism in Eukaryota, Metazoa, Chordata, Actinopteri, Salmoniformes, Salmonidae.
UGUGUGUCGUAUUCUGGGACUUUACAUGGAACAGUGACAUUAAAGGAUAUAAGUCUGGCCAACAACAGAACAGUCUUAACAGUGACUAUGAGUGGACUGAAGAUGGAGAACACUGACUGGUAUUGGUGUGAAGUGGGAGAACUAGAGAUGCCUGUUCACAUCACUGUCAGUCAACAUACUGCAACACAAAUCAUCACUGCUAUCACAAACCAAGCUGAGGGGAACAUGGAGGAAGUCCACCAGAGGUCCAUAGAUGUGAAAGUCCUACUGAUUCCUUGGGGCAUGUUGGUGGUGGUGACAGCUGGUAUCCUAGUCACAUGGAAGAUGUGGACAAAGCAUAAGGACAAUAAGGCCAAGGACCAGACAACUAACAACUCAGUGUCUGCUGACCCUGAGCAGGACAUUUCAUACAGCACAGUGAGCCACACCAGAGAAACAGCACAGCAGGGUCCAAAGCCAGAGAGCCACCAUGACGUGAUGUACAGCACUGUGAUGCCUGAUCAGUUCAGGACAGAACAGAAGGCCCCAUUUCCUGAAGAUGAUGAUGAUGUCACAUACAGCACUGUCAUCCCCCAGCUCAAGGCCCAACUAAAAGUACAGGCCAAGGCAGCAGAACCAGAUGAUAAUGUGGUCUACAGCUCACUAGCUCUACAGGUGACCACACAGCAGAGGGCAGCAGCAGCACAGCAGUGACUGACUGAGUGACCUUGGUGGAGUCCUUAUCCUGGAAGGACAGCCCACUCCCCUCUCCUGUGUCACAACAUCUAUCUGCCUCCAAUAUGCUUCUGUCAUACCUCUUAACCCACCCCAGAAAGACCCCUCUAUCCUUUUGUGUCCAUAAACUACUGAAGACAGUC